AUCUCCCUGGAAUCUCAUGAAGUUGAUAAAAUUCGUAGAAUUCAUAUAAAAGCGAAGCCGUAAAGUGAAUUUCGGUUCUGAUUUUUGAAAAAAUAUUUGAAAUUUAACUAACUCGAAUGAAGUGAACUAAAUCAUGACGUUGAUCAUUGAUCCGUUGGCGUGUGUUGCGUUUGAGUUUAGUGAAUAAUUCAUUCAUACAUAUGCUUAGUAAUCUCUAGCCUUUCAUGAUUUAUGUACAUUGAUCGAUAAAUUGUGUCGUAUAUUUUCAAUUUCGCUAUUUUGUUAGUCGUUCGCGUUUCCGGCGUAUGCACACCUCUUGAAUGAAUGAAAAAAAGCUGGCGAAAACGAACUGAAUAUAAUUUUAUUAUGAUAAGUUUGACAGCAGUUGGAUAGCCAUUAGAAACAGAUUUGUUGAAAACAAGUUCUCGUCAAGAGUAAAAUUUAUUGUGAUACUAUUUUAUGCGUUGUCAAAAUGCCUUCAGAAACUACAUUACUGUACUGCAUUCUUUUCAUGACGUGGGUCGAGUCAUCUUGGAAUUUUUAUCUAGUUUUUCGACAGCGCUCUGUAUUGAAAACUACCACCAAUGUACCGAAAGAUUUAAUUGGAAUAAUGCCCAACGAAACAUUUUCAAAGGCCAGAUUGUACAAUUUGGAUAACAUCACUUUUGGAAUAUUUCAUUCGCUCUUCGAUAACAUUUUGGGAACCCUGAUGAUCAUCUUAUACGUUAUGCCGGCAUUGUGGAAAUACAGUAUCGGUAUCAGUACUAAAUUUGGAUUCAGCGAAAGUGAAAUCGUAGUCAGUAUCAUUUUCAUGCUAAUGAUGAAUACUUUGAAUAGCCUGCUAUCGCUCCCAUUUUCGAUCUAUUCGGUUUUUGUCAUCGAAGAAAAACACGGAUUCAAUAAACAAACACCGGGUUUCUUCGUGAAAGAUACGUUAAAAGCGUAUUUCUUGAUGCAGUUCCUCAUAGUUUUAUUGACUAGUCCGAUUAUUUAUAUUGUGAAAGCCGGAGGCGAUUAUUUUUUCAUAUAUUUAUGGCUGUUCGCUGUUUUCUUUACGCUGUUCUUUAUGACAAUUUAUCCCGAAGUUAUCGCCCCUAUAUUCGAUAAAUAUACUCCGUUGGAAGAAGGAGAGUUACGAACUAAAAUUGAAGAUUUAGCAGCUAGCGUGGGCUUCCCAUUGAAAAAGAUUUACGUGGUUGAAGGAUCCAAAAGAUCGGCUCAUAGUAACGCCUACUUCUACGGAUUUUUCAAUAACAAAAGAAUUGUCAUUUUCGAUACCCUUUUGAAAGAUUACGUUUCCAGUGAUUCGAGAAAUGUUAAAAAUGAGACAUCAAACGAAAAUGAAGAUGUUACGGAACAGCCAACCAAAUCACCCGCGUCUAAUGAAGAGGACAAAAAAGGAUGCACCAAUGAUGAAGUAUUAGCUGUCUUAGCUCAUGAGCUUGGUCAUUGGAAAGGAAAUCAUGUUUUGAAGCAAAUGAUUCUUAGUCAGAUCAACUUAUUCUUUUUAUUCAUGGCAUUCAGUUUCCUUUUCCGGUAUGGAAUUAUAUAUCGCGCUUUCGGAUUUCAAGAUUCUCAACCUGUAAUUAUUGGUCUAUUAAUAAUUUUACAGUUCAUUUUUACCCCAUACCAUUUCAUAUUAUCAUUUUUAAUCACUCUAUUGACUCGUAAAUACGAAUUUGAAGCCGAUAAUUUUGCUAAAGCUUUGGGAAAAGCCGAGUAUUUACGUAAAUCGUUAAUCAAGUUGAAUAAAGAUAAUUUAUCUUUUCCGGUCUACGAUUGGUUGUAUUCUACCUUUAAUCAUUCCCACCCACCUUUAUUGGAACGUUUAAAAGCGCUAAAUAAGACGGAGUAAUGUCUAAUGUCAUUAUUUUUCGAAGUGAUACCCAAACUACCCACCUAGCAACUUGCUUUUCACUUCUGGCAAUUUGCCUUGUAUAAAACCAAUUGUGGGAUAGAACUGGGAGUUUUGGUUAUUCUAUCAAGUACUUACUUCUGUAAUUUUUCGUACAAUGAAUGAAAUUGUUUUUUGUUUCCCUAUUGAAGUUCAGUCAAUCCUUUUUGAAGUGAGCACCGACGUUUUUUCUUCAUGUUGUAUGUUUUGCAACGAUCAUUACAAAUUGUUUAUUUAUAAGUUAUUUUUAAAUUCCUAUUUUCGUGAUGUAUGAUUUUUUCCGAGUCAAGAGUCAAUUUCUCAAAGAUAAUAUUGUAAAUACGAAGGGUUAUAAAAUUUAUAAUUUAAAACUUGCUGUUUUUUGUUCGUUAUAUUCCGCAUUGGUAUCAUUUUUGCGAUUCUCAGUACAUACAUUUAUGUAAUUAUGGAGUAAGCUGAAGCUGAAGUUAUGUGACGAUUGAAGAGGCGUUUGAAAGUCAAACAGGUAUCAAGAUGUUAAACAUCUCAACUCGAUUGGUAACAGAACAAUUAUCGAAUUGAAGAUUGAAGGAAAAUGUCAUUGUACUUUUAGUUUCGCUUUUAUUGCACCGCGUCAUCCAUCCACUUUUUAUCAAAUUGUUCAUUCAUGCUUAUUGAUUAACAAUUUUAUACUUUUCGCAGUAAUCAAUAUUGGCUUUAUUUGUUAACAAACCACGCGCCGUUUCUCUUCAAGUGAUAUCAUAAAAAGAAUUUUCAAACAUUUUAUAAGUUUUGUCCUUAUCCUACUUUCUCAAGUUGUUCUCAAAUUUUUAAAAGUACCUCUCAACUUUUUCGUCUUUUUCGAGUAACAUGGGGAUGUAAUGAAAUGAAAAUGCUAAAAAAAAACGACGAAAAUCAUGAAGUUUUUAAGAAAAUUAUUUUCCCCAUAAAAGUGGAAAAAACUGAAAAAUAGGAAGGACACUUUUGAAAAGAUUGAUACAAAAUGUUUUGUACUGGUCAAAAAUUGUAGAAUUUUCAUGGUAAAAAGAAGAAGAAUUUUUAUAGGUAGUGUUGGAGAGAAUCCUAAACAAUGCAUGAAAAGUUGAAUAAUAUUGAUGAAUGGCAUGAGUGAGGCACUGAGGCGUAAAAUAUACACGAGUCCAUACUUUCUCAUCUAAUUAUGUUGGUACUGUAGUCAUUUUAUAAUCUCAGCACAAAAUUUUCAUUUCCUUUAUUAUUUAUUUACAGUUCAUUGUAAGUUUGUCAUAUUAUCUGACUGAUAUUUUAUGCAUUUGUUAUUGAUAGACAAUGAGAAAAUGUUCAAUUCUAUGUAUUUGUUUGUCAGAUCUUGAAUAAUUAACUUUUAAAAAAAUUUAUGUUUUUUUAUUGAAAUUUGUCAGUAAAACUCUUUUUUUGCGUCA
Planococcus citri (citrus mealybug) is the source of this 3273-nucleotide messenger RNA. RefSeq names its product CAAX prenyl protease 1 homolog. The transcript has 6 exons. Lineage: Eukaryota; Metazoa; Arthropoda; Insecta; Hemiptera; Pseudococcidae. Gene Ontology annotation, molecular function: metalloendopeptidase activity. Bases 473 to 1855 code for a protein of 460 amino acids. Gene Ontology annotation, biological process: CAAX-box protein processing. Gene Ontology annotation, cellular component: endoplasmic reticulum membrane. The record is from RefSeq and is a predicted model, not a curated record.